Molecule: messenger RNA, 1707 nt
Organism: Nelumbo nucifera (sacred lotus)
Lineage: Eukaryota; Viridiplantae; Streptophyta; Magnoliopsida; Proteales; Nelumbonaceae
Product: arabinosyltransferase RRA3-like
Biological process (GO): root hair cell development
Molecular function (GO): glycosyltransferase activity
Source: RefSeq, a predicted model, not a curated record
AGAGAGACAAAUAGAGGGAGGGGGUGGGUGGGGUGUCUCUCGAGUCUCCAAACAUUUUCUAGGGUUUCGAAAUUGCAGUUGACUUUUGUUUUUCCCUUUUUAGUUUUCUCUGCGUAUGAUAUAAAAAAGGAAGAGAGUUUCUUCUUGUGCUUCUUCUCUUCUCUCUGGAACCACAAUUACGAAAGCAUGUUGGGGCGUAGAGACGGGCCGUUGAUGAGAAACAACGGACAGUCCCUUCGUGGAUCGAGAAUCGUCUUUGCCAUUGCGGUCGGAAUUCUUCUUGGUUGCGCCUUCGCCUUCUUGUUUCCUCAUGGAUUCUUCGGCUCCGAUCCGCCAGCUCAAGGUCGUCGACUUCCAAGGACCAGUCUCCAGGUUGGCUCAUCCCCAUGCGAAUCACCUGAACGGAUUAACAUGUUGAAGUCGGAGCUUGUAUCAGUGUCAGAAAAGAAUGUGGAAUUGAAGAAGCAGGUCAGGGAGCUAACUGAAAAGCUUCGGCUGGCUGAACAGGGGAAGGAUCAGGCUCAGAAGCAAUUUCUUGUUUUGGGAGAACAACAUAAAGCUGGGCCUUUUGGCACUGUUAAAGGCUUAAGAACCAAUCCAACCGUUGUUCCUGGCAACUCUGUGAACCCCAGGUUAGCAAAAAUGCUUGAGAAAGUAGCUGUUCGGAAAGAGCUUAUAGUUGCACUUGCAAAUUCAAAUGUGAAGGGGAUGCUGGAGCUCUGGUUCACUAGCAUCAAGAAAGUGGGCAUACCCAAUUAUUUGGUGGUUGCUUUGGAUGAUGAGAUUGAAAAUUUUUGCAAUUCAAAUGUUGUCCCUGUGUACAAGAGAGACCCCGAUGAAGGUAUUGAUUCCAUUGCGAGGACAGGAGGUAACCAUGCUGUCUCAGGCUUGAAGUUCCGGAUCUUGAGAGAGUUCUUGCAGCUAGGUUACAGUGUUCUUCUUUCGGAUGUUGAUAUCAUAUAUUUGCAGAACCCAUUUGAUCAUCUUUAUCGGGAUUCAGAUGUGGAGUCUAUGACUGAUGGCCACAAUAACAUGACUGCUUAUGGAUAUAAUGAUGUCUUUGAUGAACCUGCCAUGGGUUGGGCUCGAUAUGCACAUACCAUGCGAAUAUGGGUUUACAACUCUGGUUUCUUUUAUAUAAGACCCACAAUUCCUUCAAUUGAGCUUUUAGAUCGUGUUGCUGAUCGGCUUUCUCGGCAGCCGAAUGCAUGGGACCAGGCCGUCUUCAAUGAGGAGCUGUUUUUCCCUUCACAUCCUGGUUACGAUGGGCUUCAUGCUUCUAGGAGAACGAUGGAUUUUUAUCUCUUUAUGAACAGCAAAGUCCUCUUUAAGACCGUGAGGAAAGAUGCUAAACUGAGCAAGUUAAAGCCAGUAAUCAUUCAUGUGAAUUAUCACCCAGAUAAGUUUCCAAGGAUGAAGGCAAUUGUGGAUUACUAUGUUAAUGGCAAUCAAGAUGCACUGAAAUCCUUCCCAGAUGGUUCAGAGUGAUAGCUUCUGUUUUUGUUCUUCGGACUUCUGAGUGAUGCAUCUUGUUCUUCGUCCUGCAUACAUGGUCCUCUACUUGCCACAAUUCAUGGGAUUUUCCUGUACUCUAGAAGCACACAAGUAGGUCAGUUCAAUUUCACAUUUUGUGAGUUACAUGAAUUGGAUGUUUCUAUGUCCACCUAACUUUGAUCACUACAGAAAAUUUUGCUUUCUUUGUUAUUA